CUCCGUGCUCUUCACGGAUGUCGUCCGCUGAAGUAUGAUCAGGAGUUGGCGCGACAGGCCCAAAAGCACGCUGAGUACCUCGCUCUAAAACGCCGAAUGAUCCACAGUGUUGCCCUCGACUACGGCGAGAAUAUUGCCAAGAAGGUCGGCACAUCGGACUUCAAACUAACAGGACCUGAAGCAACCCUCAUGUGGUAUAGCGAAAUUGAAGACUACGAUUUCGACGGAGGUGACCAAGUACAAUGUGAUACGGAUCGAGCGGGAUUCGGGUUCUCAAAAACACGAGAAGGUGAUGUAGCCAUCGUCGUCGGACAGUACAGGCCGCCAGGAAACUUCUCUGGGGAGUUUCAGCAAAAGGUGCCUCGCCCAAUCAGUGGAAAGAUUGUUGUUCCAACUUUGAAGGAAUUAAGUAUUAUGUGGAAAAUUUUCGCCGGUCUUUGUGUCCGCCGACCUGCUGUGGUCUCUCCAGAGCUUUCGCCGUUCCAGCGUCGUGUUCAGGAUUUACUCACCGAAAUGGAGUUGGAGAAGAGCCACUUGUCCGCCCACGAGGUGCGCCACCGCAACGACCUUGAGCGGAUGGCCCAGAUGUUAAAAGACGGACACGAUGUCAAAGCCACUCACAAAUCUGAGGCGUCUAGCUCCCUUUUGACAGCGAAGGAUAUGGAAAUCACCUGGAAAGCCUUCGAAAACGAAUUCUGGGAGCAGAUUGGCGAUGUAGGUGUCAGUGACAAGAGCACCAAAGAGGGUUUAACUGCCACUGCGUGGCGGAAAUUAGACCGCAGCUUGGUUUUGGUGACUCGUCAACGACUUGGCAAAUGCCUCGAUUGGGGUUUGCCAGUUCUUGAAGUCACUGGUGAUGAUACUCUACGAUCGGUCGUAGAACAUCUUGCACAAGAACUCCUGCCACCGGAAGCGCGUUGCACAAUUGUCGGAAACGCUCCUAUUGGUAUGCACAAGUACUUUUACCGGACAGAAGAUGGCAAGAAACAGGGAGUCCAAAUGUACUUUUUGAACGCAUAUGUAGACAAACUCUGGCACGGAGAAAAUGUGAAUGUGGAUGGGAAGUCGGAGAGUUUUGCAUGGUCAACCGUGGACGAGUUGAGCAACUAUCUGACUGACCGAAGCUUUCUCAAACGCAUCAGGACGUUUGUAGUCGACUAUUGA
Messenger RNA from Mesocestoides corti, 1164 nucleotides. The record is from the annotation of a GenBank genome assembly. Lineage: Eukaryota; Metazoa; Platyhelminthes; Cestoda; Cyclophyllidea; Mesocestoididae.